This is a messenger RNA of Anneissia japonica, 1888 nucleotides long. RefSeq lists its product as uncharacterized. Lineage: Eukaryota; Metazoa; Echinodermata; Crinoidea; Comatulida; Comatulidae. The transcript is spliced from 3 exons. Bases 87 to 446 code for a protein of 119 amino acids. The record is from RefSeq and is a predicted model, not a curated record.
CUGACUAACAAUCUUUACAUCUACUUACACAAAAAAAUCUUCCAAAUAAACUUGAAGCAGGCAACACCAAGAACAUUAUUGAAGAGAUGAAUAUUGCGGAUGAAAUCCUUGCGAAGGAAUUGACUAAAUUUGAUAUUCAAGAAAUUCCUCCUCAGAAAGAUGUUGGAGUGCAGUGUGAAUCUAACAAUUAUCCCCUUGCAACUGAUCUCCCUUUGGUUAGUUUUGAAUGGUACAAUCAAUCAAAAUGGAUUUCUAAAUCGUUCAUACUCGAAUCAGGAUGUUAUUUGAGACUUAAUGAUGUUAAGAAUGCAUUCAAGAUGAAUGAAGUUGAAAUUUACAUCGGUAACAAGUGGGUGUACCUUACUGAGGAUAAUGGUGGCUUUGUUAAGAUAAAAUUCAAACCCGGAUCUAAAUAUGCUUUGAUAGCUUCUCAUGGUGAUAUGUGAUGCCCUGCAGACAUUCUCCAAAAUUAUUAAAUGAAUAUUGAAGCAGCAAUAAACUAAAAUAAUAUAUUAUACAUAAAAUUUAUUUAAACCACUUAAAUUAUAUUUACCGAAUUGACUUUUAACAAUCGGUGUGUUAGAUCUCUAUCUGUAAGUUCCUCUCGGAAAUGUUCUUGAUACAUAUAAAUACUAGGCCUAUGAAACAACACUAGCACAAACAUAACACAUGAAUUUACAAAUUCAUACAUACUGAGACUUUUAUAUCGCAAUGUAUGGCAAUUCAUUACCACAAUGCACACCCAAUCGUAGAUAUAUUUAGAAUCGUAAAAUAUUUACAUAAUAUAGGCCUAUACAGUGCUGUGGCGGAUCCAGAAAUUUAAAUAGAGGGAACCCGGAAGGACAUUCACGGAUGCGACCGGUGACCAGACCAGUAAGAAAAUUUAUGAUUAUGGCACAUCCAGAUGGCCGGAAAUGUACUCUCAGACCUAAAUGUUAUAAUUUUCCUUUUUUCUCAACUUUAUUUUUCUAAUUUUGACAAAUUUAGUGGGGCCCGGGCCGGCUCGCCUCCUUUGAAUCCGCCACUGCAGUUGUGUAAUGGGCCUACCUUUCAGCUCUCACGGAUUAAAGCAAGCAAUUCAUAAUUCUUACUGGACCCCGGGAUAGUAAUUGAAAUUUAUUGUCACAGGGGACGGCUCAUGGUCCCUGUGGAAAUAAAAAUCGGCCAUGCAGGGCCCUGCAGAAAAACGUUAAAAUAAACUGAAAUAGUACGUGAUGCUAGCUGGAUCCCUACCCCACAUUGUAUUAGGGAUAGAAUAAGUACACAUUGUGUACGACAAAGACAUAGAAUAGGCCUAUAUUCAAUUUGAACAACAAUAUUUAAUCAUUUUCAUCUUCUAUUUUAUUUUGUUAAGGGAUACAUUGUUUUCCCCUCGUCAUUGAAGAUAAAAUAUAUUAUGCAACAAUAUGAGCAGCGAUCGUAUCCUUAAAUUAAGAGUGAACAUUGACUACGAUACUGUUUUCAUGAUACAUUUGUACUGAAUUCAAUUGUGACCUAAUAAAAAGAAGAGAUACAACGUGUAGCACUAAAACAAAGCGGCUUUUCGCGAGGUGGUGGAAGCAUAAUAUCAAAAAUCAAAUUUCAUAGGGCAUCUACCAAACAAGUAAAGGACAUUGUUUUAAACAAUUAUUUUAGACAUGAGCCUUCACCAGCUCAAGCUAGCUUCUUGAGAUUAAUUUUUUUUUUUUCCAAAGCCAAUCAGGCACAUAUGUUUUAUAUUUUCUGUCUUGGCUAUCAGGGGCAUACUAUGGUCAAGCCAGUAAAUAUAGCAAUAUGACUCGUGUGAAAGAUGUGUUUCAAAUCUGGAGAAGUACUGACAAUAUUAGAAACUGUUAGGAUUUUGUACUAUUUUCAACAAAUAAAUAUAUUAAGCAACAUUAAAAUUGUC